AUGCACACCACUCACGCAACGAUAUCCGGCACCGAUGUUUAUGGUCCAGGUACUUUUAUCGACAAGAAAGUCCUUCCUGUUCCUGAAGAUGCCCGCCGGGUAUUCGAAUUCCUAGCUUCCAGCACACCCGGCUUCACACAGGACAAGGCAGCAUGGGAUACUGUGAAGUUCGAAGGACGGCCCGAGCCCAUGAUCCCAGGACCCAUCAAGUCCCCUGUAGUAGCCGCAGCACUGCAUGCUAUGGCGGGCCUGGUGGCAAAUGAGCUAUUGGAGCUUCGAGAUGGUACGAAAGUGGUUGACAACAAAGUGACGGUCGACACAGACCAUGCGGGAAUCUGGCUUGGAUCCGUAUUCACCACUUAUAUCAACGGCUCAGAUACUUCCGCGCUGGCACGCUCUGGAAAAUUGAACUCUCUGUUUUCUACAGAUAUGGAGAAGGGAUUCGGCAAAGGAAUUGCGGGCCGCACCACAGCGAUCUAUAAAACCAAAGACCCGAAAGUCUGGUAUCAGCUGCACGGCUCUCUUGACGCUAAGAAGACCCUCGAGACCAUGGGAAUUGAUCCCAAUGUUUCCUUCGACACCGCACAGGGCUACUAUGAUUACAUUCAGAGUCAUGUAAUCCAGUGGAGCCCCGAUGAGCUGGAAAUGCAUAACGUGCGUCAUGGUCUGUGCGGCAGCAUUUGCUAUUCACCGGCCGGGUGGAGAAAGACUGGAUUUGGGAAACGGUUGGCGGAACAUCCAUUGGUGAACGUCACCGAGCAAACCUAUGCGAAGCCUACUCCUCAAGUUCCGCUGUCUAAAGGCCUAUCUGAUCGCCGGCCACUUGCCGGAAUCAAGGUGUUGGAAAUGGUGCGAAUCAUUGCUGGUCCACAACUAGGCGUUACUUUGGCUUCAUACGGAGCCGAUGUUAUUCGGGUUAACUGCAGUCGACUGGCUGAUCUGAAUGUAUUGCAACUUACACUAAAUGCCGGAAAGCGCACCAUUGAUCUCGAUAUCACAAAGCCUGAGGAUAUGACACGUCUACAGGAACUGGUCGCAGAUACCGACAUCUUUGUCCAAGGAUUCCGCUGGGGCUCACUCGGUCGAAGGGGUCUGGGACUCCAUGACCUUUUGAAGGUGGCAGCUGAUAGAAACAAGGGAAUCAUUUAUGUUGAUGAGAAUUGCUACGGACCGGAUGGCCCCUUCGCUGAGCGUCCUGGCUGGCAGCAAAUUGGAGAUGCUGCAUCAGGAAGCUCAUAUGUCAUGGGCCGAUCUCAAGGCCUUGAAGAGGGAAAGAGUGUUCUGCCACCUCUUCCUGUGUCGGAUAUGCUCACUGGUAUUAUCGGCGCGCUGGGAGCAAUGAUUGCAGUCCGAGACCGUGCGGUAAAAGGUGGCUCGUACCAUAUAACAACAUCACUUGUAGCUGCGGAUACCAUCUCGCUUGAGAAGGAGGUCGGGUUGUACCCGCCUGAAGUCGUCCAGGAUACAACUGAAAAUUUCGGCUUUCCUGCAAUUACACCAGACCAGUUUGUUUCGGAGGUCCUAAUCGGGGUGAUCGAUGGUUGGAAGAGGGGACUUCCAGGGUAUCUGGAUGAGAACUCGAACCUUAUGCAGACAUUUGAAGAUGGUUAUUGGGGACACCAGACCAUUCUGAAACCUGUCGCGAGGCUUGGAAUUGAUGAAACGACACCGCGAUGGACUUCGGCACCGGUACCCAACUGUCAUCAUGAACGGGGAAUCGAUUGGGCUUGA
Messenger RNA from Penicillium odoratum, 1731 nucleotides. Its product is annotated as CoA-transferase family III. The transcript has 2 exons. Gene Ontology annotation, molecular function: catalytic activity. The record is from RefSeq and is a predicted model, not a curated record. Lineage: Eukaryota; Fungi; Ascomycota; Eurotiomycetes; Eurotiales; Aspergillaceae. The coding region runs from base 1 to 1731 and encodes 576 amino acids.